Messenger RNA from Helicoverpa armigera (cotton bollworm), 2283 nucleotides. RefSeq lists its product as uncharacterized. The transcript has 2 exons. The record is from RefSeq and is a predicted model, not a curated record. The coding region runs from base 1 to 2283 and encodes 760 amino acids. Gene Ontology annotation, molecular function: catalytic activity. Lineage: Eukaryota; Metazoa; Arthropoda; Insecta; Lepidoptera; Noctuidae.
AUGACAUUUGGCGCAUGGAACGUGCGUACAUUAAUCGAUAAUGACGGAAACCUUUGCCCGGAGCGUAAAACUGCUGUCGUAGCACGUGAACUUGCUCGAUACAAUGUAGACGUGGCAGCUUUAAGCGAAACACGCUUAGCUGACCAAGGCGAACUUGAAGAAAUCGGCGGUGGUUAUACAUUCUUCUGGAAAGGAAGACCCCAAAGUGAACGAAGGUUAGCUGGCGUAGGGUUUGCCAUUAAAUCCACCAUCGUAAAAAAGCUGCCAGAAUGUCCACAAUACAUCUCGGACCGCAUUAUCACAUUACGCCUUCACCUACCAAACGACAACUUCCUGAAUGUGAUAAGCGUAUACGCACCAACAAUGAGUAACGAGGACAGUGUCAAAGAUCAGUUUUAUGAAGAACUUUGCCAAUGCCUUACCAGCAUACGUUCAAGCGAACAAAUACUGCUGCUAGGCGAUUUCAACGCGAGGGUUGGCAGAGAUUCUGAGUCGUGGCCGGGCGUGAUUGGAAAUAAUGGUGUGGGCAAUAUGAAUAGUAAUGGACAAUUACUACUCACACUCUGUGCCCAAUUCGACCUCACCAUCACAAACACUCUGUUUAGGCUUCGCGACAAAUUCAAAACCACCUGGAUGCACCCGCGUUCUAAACACUGGCACCUCCUCGAUUACGCGAUAACGCGACGAAGGGACAUCUCCCAGGUGCAUAUCACACGCGUUAUGCGCGGCGCGCACUGCUGGACAGACCACAGGCUUUUGGUAACUAAGUUGAGACUCCGCCUUCGUGAACCACGAAGACCCUGCAGGGCUAAACCAAUAUCUCUCAACUUAGAUCGACUGGAUUGUAAAGAUCUUCAAGCAAAAUACCAGAAAGGCCUAACAGAUGCGCUAGAUGUGUUUGAUGCCCAGCAAGGUGACCUAAUAUCAAAAUGGAAACAGAUCUCAUCCACCGUACUGGCUGUGGCUACGGAAACCAUAGGAUACAAAAAACGAAACAACGAGGACUGGUUUGACCAGAAUGAUAGGGCCCUAACUGAAGCAUUCAAACAGCAUCGUAUACUCAUAAAGCGUAAUGAAGGAAAUCAUAAAUCCAGUCAAGAAGUCCGAAGUAGUGGUGAUUCCUUAAGGAAAUUAACGAGGAAGAUGAAAGAUAGAUGGUGGCUUGAAAAGGCAAAAAAGAUACAGUGGCUUGCAGAUACCCACCAACUAGGUGCUUUCUAUGAAGAAAUGCUUGGCGUUGACAACAUCGCCGGAGAACUGCUGAAAUACGGAGGAGCAACUUCAUACUUACAUCUGGCAAAUUUUGAUCGCAUUUGGAACGAGGAAACAAUACCACCUGAAUUUAAAAUAUCCCGUAUACAGACACUGUAUAAAAACAAAGGAGACCGUUCCGACUGCAACUCCUACCGGGGUAUAUCGCUCCUCUCUGUCCCUGGGAAGAUAUUUGCCAGAGUUCUUCUCAACCGGCUUUUACCAGUCUCCGAAGCCAUAUUGCCAGAAACUCAGUUUGGGUUUCGACCUAACAGGGCACCGGCGAAGCCAUCUUUUCCAUCAGGCAACUCCAGGAAAAAGCCGAGAACAAGGCCAACCUUUGUGUAUGUGCUUCGUGGACUUAGAAAAGCUUUUGACUGCGUGCCGAGGGAAGCCCUCUGGACUUUACUGGCAAAAUUAGGUUGUCCUGAGAAGUUUGUGAGAAUGAUUCGCCUUCUGCACGACGAGAUGACCUGCUGUGUUACCUAUAAUGGUGACCAGUCAGAGUUCUUUCCUGUCACCUGUGGGGUCAAACAAGGUUGUGUGCUUGCGCCAACACUGUUUGCUCUCUACUUUUCUGUCGUUGUCAGUGAAGCACUCAAACAAACUUCUGCUGGAAUCAAAAUACGUUUCAGGACUGAUGGGGGACUUUUCAACCUGGCCAGAUUAAAAGCAUAUACUAAAGUAUCUCAUGCUCUUAUAACGGAGAUCAUGUACGCUGAUGAUCUGUGUUUUGUUACCAACUCUGCACAAGAGCUCCAGAACCUGAUGACUAACCUUCAGGAAGUCUGUUGUCGUUUCGGUCUAAAAAUCAGUGUUAAGAAAACUGAGGUAAUGGCAAGCGACUCUCAAGGAGCUACAGAACCUAUCAAGGUAAUCAUUGGCGAUACUGAACUGAAGCAAGUGAAUACCUUCAAAUAUCUGGGCAGCACAAUUACAUCCAAGUGUGACCUUGAUGCCGAAAUAAACCAUCGAAUUGGCGCUGCAUCAGCUGCUUUCGGUAAAUUACGAGCCAAGGUCUUACACACAUGA